AUGACUUCAUUCAAAAUAUCAACUUAUGAAGACAUCCCUGUCGAAACUCCUGUUGAAGAAAUUCCUUCUUUGGUUGCCCGUGUUAAAGCUGGUUAUACUUCCUACAAAACCCUUCCUCUCUCUUUCCGCCGUGAACAACUACGCAAUCUUUACUAUGCACUCUACGAUAACCAAGACUUACUCUAUCAAACUUUGAUGCAAGAUCUCCAUAAAUGUCCUCAUGAGAUUAAUAUGAUGGAAACUUUCCAGACUUUUACUGAGAUUCUCUGGCUCAUUGAAAACCUCGAUGACUUGGCUGCUCCAAAACCUAUUCCAGGCUCACCUCUAGCUCUGAAACUUGCUUCAAUCCGUCUUACUCGUCAGGCUUUUGGAACUGUUCUCAUCAUAUCUCCUUGGAAUUACCCCAUUGUACUCAGUGUACUGCCAAUUGCUUCAGCUCUUGCUGCAGGAAACACAAUUGUCUACAAACCUUCAGAGAUGUGCGAACACACUUCUCGCGCUCUUGUCAAGAUUCUAUCUGAAGCUUUGGAUCCUAGUGUGUUUGUGAGUAUUACUGGUGGAGUCCCACAAUCUACUGCAGUUCUCAAGUUGCCCUUUGAUAAAAUCAUGUAUACAGGCAAUGGUGUUGUGGGUCGCAUAGUGGCCCGUGCUGCUGCAGAACACUUGACGCCCACUAUUUUGGAGCUUGGAGGAAAAUCGCCUGUGGUUGUCACAGCCACUGCCAAUUUGAAGAUUGCAGCUCGUCGUAUUCUCUGGGGGAAGCGCGCUAAUGCUGGACAGACCUGUGUUGCACCAGAUUAUCUUUUAGUUGACAAGAAGGUUCACAAGGACUUUUUAGCUGCUCUUAAAGUUGCUUACCACGAGUUUAAUGCGGGGUUGACUGCGGAAUCUCAUGACGAUUACAGUGACAUUAUCAAUGGCCGCCACUUUGCCAGAAUUAAAGCUUAUCUUGACAACACUAAGGGAUCUGUUGUUCUUGGAGGUAAUUAUGAUGAAAAAACGCUAUUUUUCCCCACCACAAUUGUGGAUGGUGUCACUGCUAGUGAUUCACUUCUUAAGGAGGAAAUUUUUGGUCCACUUCUUGGAAUUAUCACAUAUACCGAGCUUUCUGAGGCUGUGAACUUUAUUACAAGUGAACACGAUACCCCGCUUGCCCUUUACAUUUUCUCCACAUCUAAAAGAGAACAGAAUUUUAUUUUGGAUCGUGUUCGUUGUGGUGGUGUGUCUAUUAAUGAAACAUUGAUGCACCUUACUGCCCCACAAGCCCCCUUUGGUGGUGUUGGAGAGUCUGGUCAUGGUGCAUACCAUGGAAUCAAUGGUUUCCGUGCCUUUUCCCAUGAACGUACAGUUUUAUCACAGCCAGCCAUUGUUGAGAGUGCUCUCAAUGUGCGAUACCCACCAUAUUCCUUAUCCAAGUCGAAACAGUACAAUUUGAUGAGUGGUCCACCAGCCAAUCCUUAUCCACGAGAGGGCCCUGUGGUAGUUGGUGGAGUGUUUAAACAACUUUUGUCUAAAGGUUUGUGGGUUGUUGUUUUGCUUGUAGGAUUGGUAUAUUCUCGUAAGUUUUGGUGA
This is a messenger RNA of Magnusiomyces paraingens, 1572 nucleotides long. RefSeq lists its product as uncharacterized. The transcript has a single exon. Bases 1 to 1572 code for a protein of 523 amino acids. Gene Ontology annotation, molecular function: aldehyde dehydrogenase (NAD+) activity. Gene Ontology annotation, biological process: aldehyde metabolic process. The record is from RefSeq and is a predicted model, not a curated record. Gene Ontology annotation, cellular component: cytoplasm. NCBI's taxonomy places the organism in Eukaryota, Fungi, Ascomycota, Dipodascomycetes, Dipodascales, Dipodascaceae.